AUGAAACUCCUCACAACGAACUUCCUCACCUGCGCGGUCAAGACGUGCAAGACCUCACCGCUCUCAUUUCCCCUACAUUUCAAAGACGCUACCCUCGAACGCACCGAGAUCGACUACAACCCGCUCUUCAUCCGCAAUGUCUUGCCGCGCGUCAACUGGGACGCCUUGACCACGACAGCCACGGAACUGGGAUUGCAGAGUCUAGUACCGGCGAGGAAUCCCGGAACCCGAACAGAAACAGAAACAGAAACCGAUAUCAAAGAUGAAGAGUUGAGGAAACUGCACAAUCUCUUGCUCGAGACGGGCGUGGUGGAAGGGAAACUGGUCUGUGGGAAUUGCGGGUUCGAGUAUCCCAUCAAGGAAGGGGUGGGGAAUUUCUUGUUGCCGGCGCAUUUGGUGUGA
Capronia coronata CBS 617.96 is the source of this 402-nucleotide messenger RNA. RefSeq lists its product as uncharacterized. The record is from RefSeq and is a predicted model, not a curated record. Lineage: Eukaryota; Fungi; Ascomycota; Eurotiomycetes; Chaetothyriales; Herpotrichiellaceae. Bases 1 to 402 code for a protein of 133 amino acids. Gene Ontology annotation, molecular function: protein heterodimerization activity. Gene Ontology annotation, biological process: peptidyl-glutamine methylation; rRNA (guanine-N7)-methylation; tRNA methylation. The transcript is spliced from 2 exons.